Messenger RNA from Haliotis rufescens (red abalone), 3386 nucleotides. RefSeq names its product adenylate cyclase, germination specific-like. Bases 259 to 2184 code for a protein of 641 amino acids. The record is from RefSeq and is a predicted model, not a curated record. Gene Ontology annotation, molecular function: peptide receptor activity; guanylate cyclase activity. Gene Ontology annotation, biological process: cGMP biosynthetic process; receptor guanylyl cyclase signaling pathway; intracellular signal transduction. The transcript has 7 exons. Lineage: Eukaryota; Metazoa; Mollusca; Gastropoda; Lepetellida; Haliotidae.
CUGGUCCUUUAAACAUUAAAUCAUCAAAUAUCUAUAAACGCGCAUCGAGGCUGGCUGAAUUCCCCCGUACAAAUCCCCAGUCGUGCUGACGUUCUCACAAAGAUGCAGUAUUUGCCGGUUUGUCCAUACCAAUUUUCAUCUGGAAGUUUUUAUUAAUCAGAGGCGUUUAUCAAGCGGGCCAAGCAUUAAAAGACGAACAACAACGUGACACAGAUAUCGGGAAUCGAGAUUAGAGUUAUCUGCCCGUGAUACGCCGUAAUGUCGCAGAUCAACACGCUUUCGCCUGAUUUUCGGCCUCAGGUAACAAAGAUGGCGCAGUGCGACAGAAGUGAGCAGUCGUUUGCCGGCGUGUUGGAGAUCAACGUCAAGUCGCAGUUCUGUUACGCCGACCCCAUCUCCUCGCGGGGCAAGACGCUGCAGAUGAUCCGGGUACUCACCCUUAUCUUCAUCCCCCUGGCUGGGGUGAUGGGAUUUGCUGCCAAUCUCAUGAUUGGUGCUAUCCAGUCGACAAAUGAUCUCCACGUCAUCCAAAAGCAACUGGCCAAGGCCCAAGCAAUAGGCAAUCUCGUCCACACUGUACAGAUGGAGCGAGCCGAUGUUGUGCUCGCCAUGAGGACAGGCAACUACAGCAUCAUAAACGACGUCUACAACAGAACAGACAAGAUGGCCAUGGAGCAGGAUCUCUGGCCAAUGUGUGGCCAUAGCAACGCCAAGGGAUUCACAGAAACCAUGCAGAAACACCGUUCCCAUUUGAAAGACGACAAUAACACCAGCCACAAAGAAGUCGUGUUUUACAACGAAAUCAACCAGUGUUUCAUCUUCCGUCUUCUCGAAUCCUCCAGAGACAUGACCCAUGGGUCGAUCUGGCAGGAUCUGAUAGCAUACAAGAUGGUCAUCAGAGCCAAAGAGAACAUUGGCAUCGUUGUCGCGUUUGGGAUCGUGUUCUUUGAGAACGGUUCUUUGAAUAAUGAGGACUACAUCUCGCUCCGACAGAACAACGCUUUAGCUGAGGAUCAUAUAGAUACAUUCAUAAGGUAUUCCAAACACGCCAGCGAUAUAUAUGAUGAAUAUAACAUGUCAAACUCUGGUGUAUUUACCAGCAUUGCCAAUUUCAGUUCCAUGUGGAUCUCAAAUAACUUCUCUGACUACUCCAAAGAGAUAAGUGCUACUUUCCGGGACACUACCUUUGAGUAUUUAGACAUUCUUAGGGACCUCAGUUUGAAGAUAAAAAGUGAUAUCAACCUUAGAAUGAAAGAAGAAAUUGAUGCGUCUGAACUGUUCCUAGCUGUUGCCAUUCUUGCGUUUGUGGUGGUCAUCGUGCUGACCCCUUUACUGGUCUGGUUGAUGCACAGGCUGACCACGUCCAUACAAGAAUACGCUCUAGACGCGUCAAUGAAGUCACGCCAGCUUAACAUUGAGAAGCAGAGAUCUGACAAUCUGUUGUACCAGAUGAUGCCCAAGUCUGUUGCUCAACAGCUUAAGAUGAACAAAGCAGUGAACGCGGAAUAUUUCGACAGCGUCACCGUCUACUUCAGUGACAUCGUCGGUUUCACGACCAUCUCAGCUCAGAGCACGCCGCUUCAGGUUGUGGCGUUCCUCAACAAGUUGUAUCACUUUUUUGACAAUUGUCUUGACCGCUAUGACGUGUAUAAGGUUGAGACAAUCGGCGACGCAUACAUGGUGGUCAGUGGUCUGCCGCAGAGGAACGCAUCACGUCACGUGACCGAGGUGACCUUGAUGGCGGUUGAACUUCUCGUCGGGGUAAAGGACUUCCGUAUUCCGCAUAUGCCAGAACAGGAUCUGAAUCUAAGGAUCGGCGUCCACACAGGGUCAGUGGUUGCCGGUGUAGUCGGGACGAAGAUGCCGCGGUAUUGUCUGUUUGGUGACACCGUCAACACCGCCUCGAGGAUGGAGUCAAGCGGCGCACCCCAGAGGAUCCACAUCAGUAAGACCACGAAGGAUCUCCUAACUGGCAUCGGUGGUUUCUUUAUUGAGCCACGUGGAUCCAUCGAGGUCAAGGGUAAAGGAGAAAUGGAGACAUUCUGGGUGACGGGAACGUCUCAUCACGUCCCCAGGGGGCCCUGCGUCGCCCCCCUCCCUGACGUCACCAGGAACGCCGCUGUCAUUGUCGACGUCGCAGCACUGAGUCGAGACCUAACAUCAAACGUCAGGACGAAGUUGUGAUUGACAAAUAUUGUGAUUUACAAGAGAAACACAUUUUCUAGGUUAUCAUUACAUUGAUUUCCUUACCAGCGCCGUGAGCCGAGUUUCUGACAAGACCUGAUACGUAAUACUCACUAACGCGUAUAUAUAGCGGGCAUUAUCGCUAUUUGAAACCCCAGAUGAUAGUACCGAGGUUGUAUUAUUGCGGAGCGCUCGGAAAACAUCGGGCUUUUCACCUGUGAAUGACAAGCUCCAAAACAGACGCAUUUGAGCGGCGGGCGGUACAUUAUCGUUCCUCAUGACCUAUUGCCAUCACGUGUAGGAUGGUUCAUUUUAUAUUGAUGUGUGAACAUGGCCAGACGAGUGACAACCACACACCUGAGGUUCGAUGCUAGCCAAAGUGCUAUCUAAUCUGUUGCUAUGUCAACGCCUUUGGAACUCCAACGUCCGAAACACGACCUUCAUCACAACCAAAUCUCAACUUAACUGUAGUUGGUCAGCGUUGUAAUGUAGGGAUAACCACCAGAGCUCAUCGCUGUAAUGUGUAAAUAAGCUAUGUCAUUAAUGGACCUGACUGCUGGCAUUAUAUGGAGAAUUGCUUCAAGACAAUUACUAUGGCAAUUGCUUCAAGACAGUCACAUUUGUUUUUAAACAUCACCUUCUUUAGCACAUCCAACAGUUUGUUAGAGUUAAGCCAAGUUAUAUUUUGACAGUAUUUACUUUGUUUUUAUCCUAUGCUCCACAUGACGAAUAUCAAAUGGUCAGUCUCAGACCUCUUUAACUCGAAGUCUUUUGGAUAAAAAAACUGAACAAAAAGCUUUUGGAUCAUGAUCAUUUUGGGGGAUAUUUUUGUCGUGAAAACUGAGCACAAAAUUUCAUGUGUAAUGUCUCCAAAAUAUUCAUGAUCCCUAGCUUGUUUUGUUCAGUAUAUGUGUCGAGUUUUCCGAAGUUCGAGACAAGCGGCGUGUUGAUAUUAGACAUGAGUAUCGAUAUGGAUUCGCUGGGGGCCAUGACAUCACGUCAUCAUAAACAGUACAGGACAAAAUAGAGCUAGGGGAUUAUUUGUAUAUAUUUGUAUUAACAUUUGCAUUUGGAAAAAGUGGAAACUUCACUGUCAGAAUAAUUAUCUUUUUAUUUGAAAAAAAAUAAACAAAAAAAAUAAUUUUGAUCUUUUUAUUUGAAUAAAAUCAUGUUUCGUGUUACCUCUUGUAUUCCAUUUGAAA